This is a messenger RNA of Salvia miltiorrhiza (redroot sage), 5286 nucleotides long. RefSeq lists its product as uncharacterized. The transcript is spliced from 9 exons. Bases 804 to 4787 code for a protein of 1327 amino acids. NCBI's taxonomy places the organism in Eukaryota, Viridiplantae, Streptophyta, Magnoliopsida, Lamiales, Lamiaceae. The record is from RefSeq and is a predicted model, not a curated record.
UAUGAUAUUGUUUGUGUAAAAAAGUUAGUAAUAUUUAUUUUCUUUAUUUCUAUUUUCUCCCGCAUAAUCAUUUUGCCAAUUUCCAUCCCUCAUUUCCAGAUACACACACUGAAACACGCACAAACACACAUUCCUAAUCAAAUCAAAAUCAAAUCCGAUUCCUCUUAACGUCAAGCAGAAUUCAACGUUUUUCGCCAAGAAUCCCAAUUUCCACACCCACAAAUUUAGGUCCCAACAGAAAAAGUAAAUUCAAUAAGGAAAAAAAAAAAUUUAGAGAGACCUUUCUUCUGCCCUUCCUCUGUUAUUAUUGGACGAUCUUACACUUUUUUCCUGCUUCUCCUCGUAGAAUUGCUUUCCGUACACCAAGAAAACGGGAUAUUUUUUGUUUGGUUGUUAUCUGAUUCGGUUGGCAUUGCGGCGAAUAUUUCUGAAUUUGCUUGAACGAGCUUUAGGGUUUUUGUUUCAGAUUACUUGAUCACCUAAUUGUGUGUAUGGGUUUUCGUUUGGUUGAUAGUAUUUGGGAUAACAGAAAGUUCUAUGUUGAGGUUUUGAAUAGGUAGUGUGAAGUACUAUUGGUUGUAUGUAAGUGUGUAAUUGUAUCUGCUACAGAGUUGGAAUCUUUAGUAUAUUCUCGUUCCCAUUAGGGUUUUUAGAUAUCGAUUGCCAGGUUGAUUUGGGGAAGAUUGCUUUAGACUCUGGUUUCGUGGGUGGUUGGGAAGGAAGAUUGGAGUUCCAAGCUCGAGUUGGAAGGAAAAGUUGUCUGGUCUUUUUGCUUCGUUUCAGGUGUAUAAAGGUUAUAGUUUAUGGGAGAAAAUGAAGGAUGGGCAGAGCCAGGUGGGCCAUCGCCGAAUGGGCUUUUGCCAGGGGCAGGCCCUGUAAUGCAGGCUGUCGAUACAGAACGAUGGUCCAGAGCAGAGGAGAGGACUGCAGAGCUCAUUUCCUGCAUUCAGCCCAACCAUUUAUCCGAGGAGCGGAGGAAUGCGGUUGCCGAAUAUGUACAGAGGCUCAUUAUGAAGUGCUUUCCCUGCCAGGUCUGUACCUUUGGUUCUGUGCCAUUGAAAACCUAUCUACCAGAUGGAGACAUUGAUUUGACUGCUUUCAGUCAUGAUCAGACUCUGAAAGAUACAUGGGCCAACCAGGUCCGGGAUAUGUUGGAGAACGAAGAAAAGAAUGAAAAUGCUGAAUUUCAUGUGAAGGAGGUUCAGUACAUCCAAGCAGAAGUGAAAAUUAUUAAAUGUCUUGUUGAAAAUAUUGUUGUAGACAUAUCCUUUAAUCAAGUAGGUGGGUUGUGUACACUUUGCUUUCUUGAUGAGGUUGAUAGUCUAAUAAAUCAGAAUCAUCUGUUCAAGCGAAGUAUUAUCUUGAUUAAGGCAUGGUGCUAUUAUGAAAGCCGCAUAUUGGGUGCUCACCAUGGACUAAUAUCUACCUAUGCCCUGGAGACCUUAGUUCUUUACAUCUUCCAUGUGUUCAACAAUUCCUUUCAUGGACCUCUCGAGGUUCUUUAUCGCUUUUUGGAGUUCUUUAGCAACUUUGACUGGGACAAUUUUUGUGUUAGCUUAUGGGGACCUGUAUCUAUUAGUUCCCUACCUGAUGGAAUCGCGGACCCUCCUCGCAAGGACAGUGGAGAGUUGUUGCUUAGCAAGUUGUUUCUUGAUGCUUGUAGCUCUGUAUAUGCUGUUUUUCCUGGUGGCCAAGAAAAUAAUGGACAACCAUUUGUUUCUAAGCAUUUCAAUGUAAUUGAUCCUUUACGUGUGAACAACAACCUUGGACGUAGUGUUAGUAAAGGUAAUUUUUUCAGGAUAAGAAGUGCGUUUGCUUUUGGAGCUAAACGACUGGCUAGAUUGCUCGACUGCCCAAAAGAAAAUUUAGUUUUUGAAGUUAAUCAGUUCUUCCUGAAUACAUGGAAGAGACAUGGCAGUGGCAAUAGGCCUGAUGUACCCGGGGUUGGCCCUCGGCAGACGAGAUUAUCAACUUCAGACAGUCUUCGUGAAUCUGGAAAUUUGAAUAAUAACAUGAUUGGCAAUAAUGAAAAUGAGAAUGCUUCUUUUCUUGAGGAGGACAUGGGAGUCCAUGGCCGUGGUGUUUCCUCUCUACAUGGUAAAGUUUCAUCAAGAAUGAUGCCAACAACGUCCGACUUGUCUGCAGUUUCUCACAUGCAAAACCUAAAAGUUCAAAAUGUAAAUAGCUUGCAUGCUACUGAUCCAUCUGGAAGAGACAGCACUUCUGCUCAGGUUUUACGAAAUGAUGAAGUUCAGAGAGAUCUGAAAGCUGAUCACUUGGUCACUGACAGCCAGGCACGGUUUCUUUUUGCACGAACUCGGUCGAGUCCUGAACUUACUGAUGCUUAUGAUGUCCCAUCUCAAUUAAGGAAAAAAAAUCUUGAUUCUGAAAGCUCGGUAAGCCACAUCAGUCGUACUGUAGUAGAAGAUAUUUCAUCUAUGCAUGUUGCACCCCAACCAAGUGUUGAUGCUACUAGUGACUCUACUAAUGGCUCAAAUGGGUAUCGUCGAGAUUUGCAUUUAGAUGGCUUGAGCGAAGAGUUUUCAUCAGCACAAGUAAUGCGUAAUGAUGAACAAGAUCUUGUAAACAUGAUGGCAUCUGCUUCACUUCAAAGUUUCAAUGGACAACUUCAUGGUUCAUUCAAUUCAAAUUCAGCUCAUCUGCCUUUCUCCAUUCCGCCUUCCUUUAUUGCAUCAAUGGCUUAUACACAACGAAAUCUGCCAGGAUUUGUUCCUACUGAUGCUCCUUUGAUUGAUCCAUCAUUUACAAAUAUGCAAUUUCCUCAUGGUAUGGUUGCGCCACAAUUUACCCAUUAUUUCCCCAGCGUUGGAGUGAAUUCACCUUCUCAAACUCCAUUUGAUCGAGGCAGUGAAAAUUUUGGUUCUAUGGAAAUGAAAUCGGAGGAACUUGAUAGUGACUUCUGGCAGGAGCGAAAUGAUGGUUCCUCUAGUGGUUUUGACCCUGAGAAUGGAAAUAUUGACAUGAUUCAGCCUGAGGAUAAAUCAACAUCCAUCUCUGGUUUGAAAUAUGUUCCUCCACCUCGAGUGAGCAACUCUGGUAGUGCUUCAAGAGUGCAGCAAAAGAAUACAAGGGAAAAACGUGGAUCAUUGAGGCAAAAUAGUGACACCUUCCCUGUCCAGGAUGAUAGAAGUAGUGAGGUUUAUUCAGAAGAAAGAUCAGUUAGCUCUAGGUUCUCAUCAGCUGCACACAGUAGUUCUUUGAGAAGUAGGACAUCUUCUGAGAGCUCCUGGGAUGGAUCAUCAGUGAAAACGCCUAAAUCUGUGAAAGAGAAACGGGGAAAGAAAAUAGCAUCCACAAAUAUAGCUACUGGCCAUGGGAAAGGCAAAACUAUGUCUGAACAUGUUCCUAAUCAGGCAGAGGGAGAUGAUCAAGAAUGGGGUUCAUUAUCAAACAUUGGAACUGAGUUGGUAGAAAGGAACUCCAGUUCAGAGCCAAUCACUGCUUUACAGGUUCCUAGGCACCAUCUGCCUGCCUUUGAAGUUGCUCAGACUAGUGGAUCAGAGUCAAUGAUCCCCUUUCCUCCCAUGCUCAUUGAUCCCGGCUCAAGACAGAGAACAAAUGAUAAUUCUCGUCUGGUUGCAUUCUAUCCUACUGGGCCACCAAUUCCAUUUUUGACAAUGCUUCCAGUGUAUAAUGUUCCACCUGAGACCAGUGCUUCUGAUCAAUCAGGUGGCCGUUUUGAAGGUGAAAGUGCCGAGAACAAUGAAUCUGGGCAGAACUUCAUUUCUGAAGGAUAUGAUCAUUCAGUUGAUUUAAACGCAUCAAGUGUUUUCAGAGGGACAACUGCUGAGACAUCUGAAAAUAAAAAAUCUGAUAUUCUGAACAGCGAUUUUCUUAGCCAUUGGCAAAAUUUACAACUUGGAAGGUAUUGUCAAAAUCCACGGAGCCAUGGGCCUUUGGUCUAUCCUUCUUCCCCUGUAAUGGUUCCUCCUGCUUAUCUUCAGGGCCGAUUUCCUUAUGAAAACCCUGUUAGACCUUUUCCAACCAAUACAAACCUCUUCUCUCAGCUCAUGACAAGUUACGGCCACAGACUUGUACCUGUGGCUCCUAUGCAAUCAGUUUCCAACAGAUCUCCUGGUGUGUAUCAACACUAUGUCGAUGAUCUGCCAAGAUAUCGCAGCGGGACUGGCACCUACCUGCCUAAUCCUAACCAGAAGGUUCCUGUCAGGGAGCGUCACUCGCCAGGUAACAGAAGGGGAAGUUAUAACCAUGAUAGAAACGAAAACUAUGGAGACAGAGAGGGGAACUGGAAUCCUAACUCAAAAACACGAGUUGCUGCACGCACUUCUGCACGCAGCCAUAGCCGCAGCCAACCUGAUAAAUUAAGCUCAAGAGCUGAUCGUUUGGCUUCUAAUGAUAGUCGAGCUGACCGUUCGUGGAAUUCAUACAGGCAGGAAUCUGUCACUUCUUACCAGUCACAGGAUGGCCCAUUAAACACAAAUUCUGGUCAAAAUGGUCCUCAAAGUAUGGCAUAUAGCAUGUAUCCUUUGACAGCCACGAAUCCCAAUGGAGCUUCUAAUGGACCUUCUGUUCCACCUGUUAUGAUGCUUUAUCCAUUUGACCACAAUGGUACCUACAGUCAUCAAGGCGAACAGCUUGAGUUUGGUUCCCUUGGUCCUGUAGGCUUGCCUGGAAUAGAUGAGCAAUUGCAGCUACAUGAUGGAAAUCGGUCCCGGACAUUUGAGGACCAUAGACAUCAUAGGAACACUGAUCACCGUUCUUCACCAGAUCGACCAUCUUCCUCUCAUCUUCAGAGGAGGGUUUAGUACAUUUCCCAGCAGUGCAGAGCUCAAAGAAACAAUGGUCGGAACGGGAGAGGAUGUGGUUUGCCGUAUGUAAGCUGUGGUGGAAAGACGAUGGAUGUCAAGCGGCAAACUCAGGGCGGCCUGGUUCGCCCUAUUCUGACGUGACGAAGCCGAUUUUUCUACACAAGAGUUUACAGCGUGCACAAGAAUUUUACGCCGUUUCGCAUAGUUCUUGUCUGUAAAAUAGCUGACCAUCAGCUCGAAGCUUGAAGGGGCAGAAGCUGCGUAGAUUUUUCACCUUAUGAUCAGCCUUUUUAUGUCAUAGGCUAUAACACAUUGUACUAUCAUUGAACUAGAACUAGUGCUUCACUUAAUUCUCUUACUAGGAAUUUUCACGAAAUCCCUUGUAGAUUUUCUUAGUGUUAUGGAUUAUCAAAUCCCUUUUGUAUUAGCUUCACACAUCCCUACUUGCCUAGGAUGAUGCUACUGUAGCAAUAUGAAUGACAAAUUUAGAUGCAAA